AUGCCUGAAGACGAUACAGUGGAAAUUAAAACAAAUACGAAGUAUAAGGAUGGUGUUAACCGCAAUGCAAGGCUUAUUAUACGUAAUAUAUCCUUCAAAGCGACAGAAGAAACGUUGAAAGAGCAUUUUUCGAAAUUUGGUAAUGUUGAAGAAGUUAAAUUGCUCAAAAAACCUGAUGGAAGGCUUGUGGGUUGCGCUUUUGUACAUUUCACACACGUGCCAAUGGCAAAUAAGGCUAUGACUGAAACAAAUAAAAAGCCAUUUUUGGGCAGACCUAUUUAUGUGUCUUGGGCUGUUGCUAAACAUAAAUAUGAAGGAGAAGUUCCCAAUAAGGACAUAAAGCUUAGAACUGUUAGUUUUUCAUCAGAUGGUGAAGCUGAAGACUCAAAACCAGAGGAAAAAGUUCGAGAAUAUACCAAAAAACAACCUAAAAAGGAAGAAAAUAAAGUCAGGAUAAAUAGAAAUGCUCGGCUUAUAAUCAGGAAUGUUUCAUUUAAGGCUACAGAAGAAUCUUUAAAAGAACAUUUUGAAUCAUAUGGACAAAUAUUAGAAGUUAAAUUAUUAAAAAAACCAGAUGGAAAACUAGUUGGAUGUGCUUUUGUGCAUUUCAAAAAUGUUCCAAUGGCUAAAAAGGCUCUUUUGAAUACAAAUAUGAAGCCAUUUUUGGGACGACCAGUAUCAGUAGAUUGGGCAGUGGCUAAAAACAAAUACAUGCAACAUGUUGUAAAUCAGCAAUUUGAAAUGGAAGAGAAUGUGAAGAAAGAAGAUUCUGACAGUGACAAUGAGGAGCAACCCUUAAAUAUAUCGACUGAGGAGGUCAAAGAUGAAAUCAAAAGUGAAUCAGACCACAGUGAAAAUGAUGAUGAAUCAGAUGAUGAAAAGCCUGAAAUUGAUACCGACAGUGAUGUUGAGGACAGUGAAGAUGAUAAUGACAAAGGAGAUGACGAUGAGGAUGAUGAUGAGGAAGAUGAAGAUAUAAAGGAUGAAGAUGAGCAAAGUGUUACAAGCACACAGCCUGAGUGGCAACGGACCAAAUUGAAUGAUGCAGAGGAUGGUUGCACUGUGUUUAUAACAAAUGUGCCAUUCAGUGUUGACAAUGACCAGCUCCGACAGUUUGUGGAGCAAACGGGGCCUGUAAAGUAUGCACUUGUGUGUGUUGACAAACUAUCGGAACAUUCAAAGGGAUCUGCCUUUGUUAAGUUUGUGAACCAAGCAGAUGCAGAUAAAUUUCUGUCACUCCCACCAAGUGAAUUGCGAUUAGAUGGACAACUGAUGUUGGUAAAACCUGCUCUGAAGAGAGAAAAUCUGGUCAAAGACAAGAAGCAACCCAAAGAUAAUAGGAACUUGUAUUUGGUUAAAGAAGGAGUGGUUGUGGCCGGUACAAAAGCUGCUGUCGGAUUGUCAGCAUCAGACAUGGCAAAACGACUGGCUUUGGAGAGGAGCAAGACACAGAUGCUCAAGAAUUUAAACAGAUUUGUAUCUCGGUAUCGUCUAGUGGUCUCCAACCUGACUCCAAAUUACACAGAUACAACAUUACGCAGUCUUUGUAAGCGGUUCUCGAGUAAGAAUGCGGUGAUCACCGAAUGUCGGGUGAUGAGGGACCUUCGAUCACCAGUUCAGAAGGAUGGCCGGCAUCCUUCAAAAGGCUACGGUUUCGUGAUGUUCACACGACACGAGGAUGCUUUGGGCUGCCUCAGAAAACUUAACAAUAAUCCAGACGUUUUUGAUAAAAAUAAUAGACCAAUUGUUUCAUUUUCAAUAGAAGAUAGAACAGCUUUGAACGCAAGAAAGAAGAGGUUAGAAAAGUCAAUAGCAAAUAAUCCGUUAGCGAACAAGGACAAUACAGAAGAAAAAGGAAAGAAUAGGAAACGUAAAAGGCCGUCCGUUCCAGACGAAAGUUACGUGAAAAAAGGCAGAUUUGAAAAGAAAGAUGUUAAUGAGAGUGUUGGAAAGUUCGUUAGAAGACAAAAAAACGUUGAAAUGGAAGAGUUCACAGGAUUAACAGCUAAAGCAGGAGCGCCGCAUAAAAUGAGAAAUAACCAUAAACUAAAGAUGCAAGAGGAAGUUCAUAAGCAAAACGUAAAAAUGGAAAAGAAAAAGAAUGGCAAGUCAUGGCGGUUGAAAAUGGCGGCUCGAGAAAGAGUAAAGCAACCCAAACAGAAGAUCAAUAAGAGUAAGAUUGGAAAGAGAAAUAAAAAGAAAAAUAUUAAUAAUAUUAAGGACCUUAUACGUUAG
Pieris macdunnoughi is the source of this 2235-nucleotide messenger RNA. NCBI's taxonomy places the organism in Eukaryota, Metazoa, Arthropoda, Insecta, Lepidoptera, Pieridae. The record is from the annotation of a GenBank genome assembly.